ACUAAAAUAUUUAAACAUCCCACCCCCACUAAGACUGUUACUCUGGUUUAAUAGAUGUUUUCCAUUAGCGUUGUGCAAAAAAUUUAAUAGUUUGUACCUUCUAUCUCCGUUUACAACUUCACUUUGUUAUUUUCUUACGGAAAAUAGAAAAGUAAACUUUUAUUACUCUUGUAUCCAUGGAAGAGCCGGUUUAUAGUUGAAUUGCACAAAACUCCCAGUUUACGGCGGCAAGCUUGCGUUUUUCGUGUUCGUGUAGUUUUCUAGUUUUCUAGUACAAAUUGAUUAAGUUUUGCAGAUAUCUGCCCAGGAAGCAGUCAUGUUUCUAUUCCUUUUGCUAUUUUCGGCCGUGGCUUCGGCACUUAUCCCAGAUCUAACAAAGCACCUGAAAAUGAUUGUGGUUUUCGGAAAACCAACUACAGAAGGACUCAAAAGUAAAGAUGAUUGGGAGGAUUGCCUGGAUAUAUGUUGGGAAACUUGGGAUUGUGUGCUUAUCUAUAAACUUCCCGUUGGCUGUGAGUACUUCUACAUAAAAGACAAUCUAAAAGUCACCAACCAAAAAGGGAUAUCAAAGGAAAAAGUCGCUUUCAAGCUUCCGGUUCCAGAAGGACAGUGCCCAAGCUCCCCAGACCCCCCGUUAUUUGGUGACGCUGCAGUGAGAAUUAAUACUACUGAUGGGACAACAUCCUUUCAAACAACUGUGACGGAUAAUGGAACAUUUUGGGGAUUUCAGUACGGGGUAUACACUUGUUUGAAGGAUAUCCCGGAUACUUAUACAACAAUCAGCAAAACUGUCCCACAACCUUACUAUCACUACCUUACUUCCAAGUUCCUGCCCGGCUCCACUUUCUUCAUGACCGGACAGAUUUCUUCAUCUCAACAUCGCUUCACCAUUUCAUUCUACAAUACGAUCACCAGAUUCUACCCACUUUAUGUCGAAGUUAGGAAUUUCAUCGGCAGCGGCCAGACAGCGCUUAAUAUGUACACAUACAAUGGUAACACACGGAUUAAAGUGCAAACGGAGAAAAGUCCGUAUACGUAUGGAGAAACGUUCAAGAUUUACGUAAAUUCUUCUUAUACCGAAGCGUUUAUUUACUUGGAUAACAACGCGAUCAUCACUCAUGAACUGGUGGAAGGUUAUAAUAUGACAGAUAUCGAUUCAUUUGUUAUUAAUAUAACAAAUGAAUCGACAGAAGUGGCGUUAGACUUUCUGGGAUGGACCGGAGAUUGUUGGUUCGAGCCAAUUCCAGCAACACCUCCCGUGCAGCCUGAGCUCUAA
This is a messenger RNA of Caenorhabditis elegans, 1276 nucleotides long. RefSeq names its product PAN-3 domain-containing protein (gene F38A1.15). The record is from RefSeq and is marked reviewed. NCBI's taxonomy places the organism in Eukaryota, Metazoa, Nematoda, Chromadorea, Rhabditida, Rhabditidae. The coding region runs from base 317 to 1276 and encodes 319 amino acids. The transcript is spliced from 7 exons.